Molecule: messenger RNA, 4110 nt
Organism: Ziziphus jujuba (common jujube)
Lineage: Eukaryota; Viridiplantae; Streptophyta; Magnoliopsida; Rosales; Rhamnaceae
Product: histone acetyltransferase HAC12
Exons: 17
Coding region: 236-3811 (1191 amino acids)
Biological process (GO): positive regulation of transcription by RNA polymerase II
Cellular component (GO): histone acetyltransferase complex; transcription regulator complex
Molecular function (GO): transcription coactivator activity; zinc ion binding; chromatin DNA binding
Source: RefSeq, a predicted model, not a curated record
UAAAAUAAUAAAAGAAAAGAAAAAAGAGAACGGUGCUCGCUGGCCCACCACUGUGUGCGACUGUCGAUCGCACAAGUUUCCAUAACCAAGAAUUAAUUAAACCAAAAAAAAACUCGGAGACAAUUCAAACCCCCGUUCAGGGCUUUCGGGCAAUCCGGAGGUUAUUGGAGACCCUGAUGAUUGGCUUUGUUAAUUGGAUCAACGUUCAUGAACAAUUUUGUUUGAAUCAACCCUCAUGAUGGAUGUAGAAGGAUGCAUGUCAAGACAUGCCUUUGGCCAGAUAACUAACUACAAUUUACUGAAUCCUCCAAGUCUAUUCCAGCAUGGAGAGAACAGAUUAGAUCAUCAAUCCGUAAAAUUCCAGGGAUGCGGUUUGAUGGAUUGGCGUAAAGACAAUCCUAGAGUUAGCUUCUCUCGCUAUUUGAUGAAGAAUAAAAUUGCUGACAUCUUGUCACUGAAAACAUAUUGUGGGGGGGCACUGUGGGUAUCUGAUUUUGUGACUGUUUUGGAAAACCGGCUAUUUGCAGAAGCUUCUUCACAGGAGGAGUACAUGAACCCAGACACACUACUUUAUCGGUUGUUAAUUUUACUCCAACCUAAAGUGGAUGAUCCGGAUUGUGCAACAUUUAGUCAACUGGAGAUCAGGAAGGCUUUCAAUGAUAUAUUUCUUUAUCCUCACAAGAAUUCAUCCAUCUCUAUGUACUCUGAAGGGAACCAGUUUUCUGGCGAUGAAGCCACUAAUGGUGCCUAUUUAUUUCCUCGAGAGAAUUUUAAUAAUAAUACAUCAUUUAGCUGCCCUGUUCAAAAGCAGCAUAAUGCUGCAGGUGUAUUCAGAGGUUAUUUGGAAGAUAUUUACUUGGAUGCUCAAUCUGUGUUUCCAUCUACCUCAGGAGAAGAAUCAGUAGUUUCCUGUCCAAGUUUGUCAAUCCCUAAAGAACAUUCAACAGCACACAAUAAUGAGUGCCAAGUUGAUGAUUGCAUAUCUGGGCCAGAUAAUCAGUUCGAUGCUACUGAUAAACUUCAGCCAAAUAUGAAACAUGCAAAUACCUUCCUGAAAGGUUUUUGCUUUGGAGAUUAUGAUGGGUUUUCUUCUGAAAAUGUGCAACCUUGUGCAAAACGCUCAAAGAUGGAUAAUUCAAUAUACCCUAUACAUAACGAUGAAAUUUCCCAUCUCUCUGAUCCACUGAUGGUUCAGUCUCCACUAUCUGUUAAUUCUGAAGUUAUACAGAAAGUGAAUCAGGAGAGUGUGGCUACUUCUUCUAUGGAACUUACUAAUAGCCCAGAGGAUACAGGCCUUACAGACCUUACGAACAGUAGUAAGACUGGGGAUAAGGCGGAAGUGACUUCUGAUAAUAUGAAGCUGAAUAGUGCGCUUGUUUUCCCAAAAGAACCUAGUGUUGAUUGCGACGAAAAGGAAGCGCAGAACAGGAAUGAUGUCUUCCAGACAGAACCAGUACUAGAAGCUAAAUCAACAAAUCCAGGGAAUCGAAAGAUAAAGGGUGUGUCCAUAACUGAAUUUUUCACAGCAGACCAAAUUAAAGAACAUAUCUCAAGUCUUAGAGUUGGUCAGGGUAAUUUGAAGAAAGAAAUUGGAAACAGUGAGAAUAUUUGUCAGUUGUGUGCAUUGGAUAAGCUUUUUCUUGCACCAGCAACAAUGUAUUGUUCAUGUUGUGGUGCUUGUAUCAAGAAGAACAAAAGGUAUUACCAUGCACCAGGUGAAAAUGGUACACAUUAUUGCUUUUGUACCUCAUGUUAUAAGUGGUCUCGAGGUGGGAAUAUCUCAUUUCGUGGGAUGUGUUUUUCCAAGGCAAAACUUUUUAAAAUGAAGAACGAUGAGGAAACUGAAGAAUCGUGGGUCCAAUGUGAUAAAUGUGAGGGCUGGCAACAUCAGAUAUGUGCGCUCUUCAAUGAAAAAAGUGAUCUGGAAGGACAGGCAGAGUAUUUAUGUCCCAAAUGCUGUUUACAAAGAAUAGAAAGUGGAGAUAGCUUGCCCCAGUCCAACUAUGCUUUCAGUGCAAAAAGCCUGCCAAAAACCAUGCUUAGCAACCACAUAGAGCAAAGACUCCUUAGACAACUCAAGCAAGAGAGAGAAGAGAGGGCAAAAGUUACUGGAAAAAGCUUUGAUGAGGUUCCAGGAGCUGAAGGUCUUGUUGUCAGGGUUGUGCUUUCUGUUGAGAAAAAAUUAGAAGUUAAGAAGAAGCUUCUGAAUAUCUUUGAAGAUGGGAAUUACCCUGCUCAGUUUCCAUAUAGAUCAAAGGUUAUUCUUUUGUUUCAGGAGAUUGAAGGAGUAGAUGUAUGUGUUUUUGGUAUGUAUGUCCAGGAAUUCGGCUCAGAUUGUAGUCAUCCAAAUCAACGCUGCGUUUAUAUCCCGUAUCUUGAUUCUGUAAAGUACUUGAGACCAGAGAUUAAAGCUGUGAGUGGAGAACCUCUUCGAACAUUUGUUUACCAUGAAAUAUUGAUAGGUUAUCUGGAUUUUGUUAAGAGACAAGGUUUUGCAACCUGCUUUAUAUGGGCCAGCCCCCCAUCAAAGGGAGAAGAUUAUAUCUUUUAUUGCCAUCCACAGGUUCAGAGAACACCCAAGUCUGAUAAGCUGCGGCAAUGGUAUAAGUCAAUGCUAAGGAAAGCAGCCAACGAGAAAAUUGUGGUCAACUCUACUAAUUUAUAUGAUAACUUUUUUGUUCCUAGUGGACAACCGAACUCCAAGAUCACAGCAGCUCGCUUGCCAUAUUUUGAUGGUGACUAUUGGUCUGGAGCUGUUGAGGAUGUUCUUAGGAAUAUUGAACAAGAAAUUAGGAAUGAUUCUCAAGUGAAUAUAAAGAAACUGGUGAAAAAUAGAACCCUAAAAGCCAUGGGAUUCACAAAUCCUUCUGAUAGUAACACCAAAGAUAUUUUACUGAUGCAGAAGAUGGGGCAAAACAUUUUUCCUGUUAGAGAGGACUUCAUGGUUAUCUGCUUGCAGUUCGUUUGCACAAACUGCCAUGAAUUGAUAUUAUCUGGACAGCGAUGGUCUUGCAGUCGGUGCAAAAAUUUUCAACUAUGUGAAAGAUGUCACAAUGACGAGCAGUGCCUAUAUUCGAGGAACACACACACUUUUAUCAAUGGGAAACAACAUUCUCUCUCUCCGGUAAAAACAGAUACCAUGCCUUAUGAUACCAAGGAUGAAGAUAUUAUAUUGGACAAUGAUUUCUUCGAGGACAGGCAUACAUUCUUGAACUUUUGUGAGAAGAAUCAUUACCAGUUUGACACACUUCGCCAGGCAAAGCAUUCCUCAAUGAUGGUUCUGCAUCAUCUCCACAAUUUAACUGUGUCAACUCUAAGGAUGACCUGCAGCAUCUGCCUUAAGAAAGCUGCGGUUGACCCCAGCUGGAUAUGUGAACUCUGUCCAGAGUUUGAUGUUUGUGCUGCAUGCUAUCAAGAAAAAGGAGAUUCAUGUCAUACUCAUAAAUUGAGUCGACAUUCUUCAAUAGUUAGUCACUGGGUCAAGAGAAAAGAGGCACGACGAAAUGCAUGGAGGGUAAGGGAACUACUGGAUGUUAUACAACAUGCAUCUCAGUGCCAUGUAGACAAAGCUUGCUCCUAUCCAAACUGCCCUAAAACAAAAAAUCUAUUUCAUCAUGGCGCUAAGUGCACUGUUCGGGUUGCUGGGGGUUGUGGCCACUGUAAGAAGGUUUGGUUGUGUCUGUGUUUGCACUCAAAAAGGUGUGGAGAGCCAGUUUGCAGGGUACCACGUUGCAUGGAUAUGAGAAGGCAUGCAAAAAUGCGGGUGUUACAAUCUGCAACCUGUCAAAGAGCUGAUGAUUUGCAUUAUUAGCCGAUGAGGAAGCAUCAAAUUUAGAGUUUACACAGUUGAUUAGUCUUUAAGUGUAUAGAUUUAGAAGGACCAUCAACAACAGCAACUGCCUAGCGUACAAUGUCAAGUUGUCAAAUAUAAGUAGUACAUUCACAGUUUUGAGUGGAGCUCUGUGAAGGCUUAUAGAAUGUUAAAUUUCCCCCAUUAUGCGGGAUGUGUUGUGUAGAUGAUCACCAAUUCCCAAUGAAUAUGUCUGUAAAUCCGAAUAAUUUUUACCAUUGUUUUUGUAGUAACAAGAAGCGCGCAGAUAUUUCACACAA